Molecule: messenger RNA, 528 nt
Organism: Acaulospora colombiana
Lineage: Eukaryota; Fungi; Glomeromycota; Glomeromycetes; Diversisporales; Acaulosporaceae
Source: the annotation of a GenBank genome assembly
AUGGGCACACGACAUCGAGCUAUUCGGGUGGAGGGUAUUCCCCAUUGGAUCACUCCAGGAGAUGUGAAACGAAUGGCGGAGCGUUCUGGAGCAUCAGGCAUCAUAGACGGUGUGUUUGUCGUUCCUCGUCUACUCAAAAGGCGUUCUGACGGUUGUGCCUUUGGGCUCUAUUCAUAUGUAGUUUUCUUGGACAAUGUGGAUGGAAUUCCUUCAGGAAAAGCUUCUAUAGAAUUCUAUUCUGUCUCUGAAGCUCAACGUGCGGCUACUCUCUUGAACAAUGCGCAAAUUUCUGCAAUCCCUGUUCGCGUCGUGGGAUUCGAACAUGCGCGAAAUCCCACAUACUCAAAGAAAAAGAGGCUUACCGUUGAGGAUAUACGAACGACACCUAAAGCGCCCGCGACGACGGUGAUUUUUGGACUCCCCAAGGACUUUCUUGUCAAGGAUGUCGAUAAAUUCCUCUACAACUAUCGCUUGAAUCUCUUUGGUUCCCCAGAGGAGGCACUUGUGCAACUUUAUUCGUACGUAUAG